AAAGGAAUUCUACGUCAGUUCAGUGGUCAGUGACAAUUUGGAAUUUAGGAUCUCCAAAAGUCUCAAACUUUUCAUCCCUGACUUUUCAGAAAGACGAAAAUGAAUUUAAAAGAUGAAGAAGUAUUUAUCGAUUAUAGUAUUAUUAAGGAAGAGUAUUCUCUAAGUCAACCGGAAUUGAAGAUUGAGACCACUUCUGUAAAUUCAGUAAAUUCCUUAGAAUCUACUCAAUUUGUAAUCAAGGAAGUCAUCAAGGAAGAAGAAAAGAAUUCGACGAAGAAUUUUCAAUGCAAUAUUUGUUUAACGUAUUUAAUAAGCAAACAGACUUUAGAAAAGCAUUAUGAAUGGGCUCACGCCAAUGAUACAAUUCCUUGCAACAUUUGCAAGAAGAUGCUGAAGAAUUACAGAACUCUGAAAAAACACUUAAAAGUUCAUGACAAAGACAGAAUAAGAUACAAAUGUGACCAAUGUGAAAAAACUUUUGCAACCAGAUACCGAAAGAAGUGUCACAUCGACGUGGUCCACAACAAGAACAAAGCUGUACCACAAAAGGAAAUAAAACCCAAAAUCCCCGAGAAGUUUAAUUGUAGGAAAUGUAGAAAAAUAUACCGUGGCAGAGAUAAUAUCAAGAGACACUUGUUGAUGCAUAAGAAAACAAAGGAUAUCAAUUGCCCAGAAUGUAGAAAGGUGUUCAAGAAUGAAACACAUUUGGAGAAGCACAUGGACUUUCACAGAAAACUGAAACCAUUUAUGUGCAAUAUUUGUGGAAUGCCAUUCUCUGGUCGUGGAUCACUCACCAAACACAUUACCAGACAUAAGGAUAAAGCCGUUACAUGUCCUCAUUGCAAAAACGUAUAUAAAAAUAGUUUUUCCUUUAAGUGUCACCUGAAAGAGAUGCAUAAAGGUAUUCCAUUCAACAUUUCAGCUCGGUCUCUUUCUUGUACGAUAUGCAAUGAAAAUUUCAAGAAUUUGGAUAAUUUGAGGGAACACGUGAAGAUUCACAAUUGCAGUAGUAAUUUUGAAUGUGGACUUUGCGGGAAACAUUUCAAAAGGAAAAGUAAUAUGCAGCAACAUAUUAUAAAAACUCAUAGAGGGGUAAGCAAAAAGCUAAAGCAUAAAUAUUAUGUGCCAGAUGAGUCAUACAGGUAUUCUUGUCCGCAUUGCUAUAAGGGUUUUAAUGCAAAAUCCAAUUAUUUAAAUCAUUUGACUGUCCAUUCAAAUGAGCGACCAUUUGGGUGUGAUUUCUGUGAAGCAAAAUUUAAAACUAAGCAACAUAUGAACAGGCACAAGAUAAUGAAGCAUGAUAUUGAAAAUGUUCCUGAAAAAGAUAAUUCUAUGGAAUCAGAACAGGAUGCAGAAUUUCCAGUAAAUCCAGCAACUAUAAAAACUGAAAUUGAAGAUAGUGAAUAUUUGGAAAGCCAAAUUGAGGUUUCAAAUUGCAUCAAGACUGAAGAAGAUGCUUCAAUUAUAGUGAAAACCGAAGAAAUUUUGCAUGUGGAUUUUAACCCAAAACAAAAUAGAUUUAUCCUUGACUUCUUUGAAGAAAACAUAAAAAUGAGUUUUGAAGAGGACAAAUUAUUUGAGGAUACUAUUAUUAAAGAAGAAUAUUCCUUAAAUCAACAACCAGAAGAGUUUUAUCAAGAAGUGAAGAUAGAGAGUCCUUCUAGGAAUUCAAUAAAAUCUGUUCAGUUUGUGAUCAAGGCAGUAAAAGAAGACCAAACUAGAUCUAAGAAGUUUCAUUGCAAUGUUUGCUUGAAAUACUUCCCAAACAAAAAAGGUUUGACAAGACAUCAAUUCAGUCACAUCACUGAACCAAAACCCUGCACAAUUUGCAAGAAGAUCUUAAAGAAUUCCAGAAGUUUGCAAAGACACAUGCUUAUUCAUGACAAAACAAGAUCGAAAUACAAGUGUUUGCGGUGUCCAUCAUCAUUUUCGACUAGAUACACAGUUAAUCGUCAUAUUAGCGCUGUUCAUGAUAGACCAAAGGAUGAGAUCAGGAAGAAGUUUACGUGUAAAGAAUGUGGAAAGCAGUAUAACGGAAAAAGUGAUUUCCAGAGACAUGUGUUGAUUCAUUUAGAAGAAACUGACAUCAAAUGCCCUGAAUGCCCAAAGAAAUUCAAGCAACAGAAACAUUUGGAUAUACACAUGGACUUUCAUAGGAAAGUAAAACCAUUUAUGUGCGAGAUUUGUGGAAUUCCUUUUAAAACUCCUGGACUUCUUACCAAACACGUUGCCAGGCAUCUGGAUAAAUCUAUUGUUUGUCCGCAUUGCAAAAACAUCUAUAAAAAUAGGUUAUCUUUUAAGGAUCACAUGAGAGAUCUGCAUAAGGGUCUUCCAAUUGAUAUUUCAGUUCGUCCUCUUUAUUGUACAAUAUGCAAAGAUCGUUUUAAUGAUUUGGAUAGCUUGAGGGAUCAUGUUAAGAUUCACAAUUACAGUGGAGCCUUUGAAUGUGGCUACUGUGGGAAACUUUUCAGGAGGAAAAACAAUUUAAAAACACACCUUUUGAAAGUUCAUACAAAGGUUCCUAAAACGAAAAAGGCGGUACGGAAUGAACUUUCGGUACCAUUAUCACCUGUGUCUGCGUCUAAUGAAUUUAAGUUCGCUUGUCCGCACUGCGAUAAAAAAUGUUUUACGAGACCAUAUUAUUUAUUCCAUUUAUCACUGCAUUCAAAUGAGCAAUCUUUUGAGUGUGAAUUUUGUAAGAUAAAAUUUAAAAGUGAAAAAUAUUUGAAGCAGCACUUGUCUGAAAAUUCUUGCAAAAGAGACAAAAUGGUAAAACUAGAACAACAAAAUGCAGAAUUUCCAGUAAAUCCUGCAACUAUAAAAACUGAAAUUGAAGAUAGUGAAUGUUUGGAAAGCCAAAUUGAGAUUUCGGAAUACACCAAGAUUGAAGAAGAUGUUUCAAUUAUUGUAAAAACAGAAGAAAUUUUAGAUUGAGUAAAGUAUAAGUUUUUUUAAAAAUAAUUUCAGGUAAAAGUUUCUGUUUUAGCUGUAACAAAAAAAUGAAAAAUGAUUGAUAUUCGGAUUAAAA
Messenger RNA from Phlebotomus papatasi, 3028 nucleotides. Its product is annotated as zinc finger protein 665-like. Gene Ontology annotation, molecular function: RNA polymerase II cis-regulatory region sequence-specific DNA binding; DNA-binding transcription factor activity, RNA polymerase II-specific. The record is from RefSeq and is a predicted model, not a curated record. Gene Ontology annotation, biological process: regulation of DNA-templated transcription. The transcript is spliced from 10 exons. NCBI's taxonomy places the organism in Eukaryota, Metazoa, Arthropoda, Insecta, Diptera, Psychodidae. The coding region runs from base 100 to 2934 and encodes 944 amino acids.